ACAUGCGCGCUUCACCGGUGGCUUUCAGAAAGUUUGAAUAAAAUGUGGCUCUCACCGCCCUCUCCCAACAGCCCACCGCACCUCAGCCAUCACUACCAACUCAAUGGGUGGAAAGCGCACAACCAGCCUGUGGGAGGUUUUUAUCCCUCAUUUCCACAUCUGCAGAGACGAGUCGUUGGCUCGAGCUGCAGUUUUCCAGUCUGUGCCAAACACCGGCCGCGAGAAGGAGGACACACUUUGAUGACUCAUGGAUUUCCUGCACGGACGAACAUUUACGCACAGUUGAAGUUUUUCUAACUGGAUAUUUUUCAUACAUUAAUGGUGCUCCUUUGGGUAAUUUGAAGACUAUGAAAUAUGUUUUUGAGUGAGAUUUUUACAUUUUAAGCUAAAAAAAAAGAAACCCACGAAGAAGAAAAUGGACAUCUUCAUUUUUUCUUUUUAUUUAAUAUUUAUUAAAGAGGCUCAAUCACUCAGUUACGCUAUUGCAAGCAAUCUCCAACCUCACAUGCCCAACGUGUGCAUAGAGAGGGAGGUGACGCUGGUUGCCCAGAGGCAGCCAUGUGUGCAGGCCUUCACACGAAUGGUUAAAGUGUGGAAGCAAGGCUGCGCAGGGCAGCUGUGGUGCAUGGGAUACGAGAGGAGGACGGCUUAUUACACAGCAUAUCGGCAGGUUUACAAACAGGAUUACCAAACGGUACACAAAUGCUGUCCUGGAUGGUCUCAGCUUAACGGGGAGGCAGGCUGUCUCUAUCGUAAGUAUCAACACAGACUGCUUCUGCCUUGCAUUUCUAAAUGA
Messenger RNA from Poecilia latipinna (sailfin molly), 796 nucleotides. It is a transcript of the gene megf6b, whose product is annotated as multiple EGF-like-domains 6b. NCBI's taxonomy places the organism in Eukaryota, Metazoa, Chordata, Actinopteri, Cyprinodontiformes, Poeciliidae. The record is from RefSeq and is a predicted model, not a curated record. Bases 416 to 796 code for a protein of 126 amino acids. The transcript is spliced from 3 exons. Gene Ontology annotation, molecular function: protein binding.